AUGGAGGUUCCUGCACUGAGUUGUGUGAAGACGCCAAUCACAAGUUUAAUUGUACGUGCGCAGUGGGAUAUUACGGCAGAUUUUGUCAAAAACGAAGAGCAACAUCUUGUAGAGCACCUGCAGAAAAAUGGAGGCAGCAAUUUUGGAGUGUAUCAACUGUCAAACCCAACGACUAUAUCCAUGUACGAGGUCUUCUGUGAUGCCAUCUCUGAAGAGGGAUUCGUUUGGACGCUUAUCGAAUCUUUCAGCCGUCGCAAUAAAGAUGAAUUUGAGGACAAGGCAUUUUUUAGAGACUAUCCAAAAAAUCAGGAAGCUUUUAAAUGGGACAGGUUUCGUCUCUCUCUGCCACGUAUGAUAGCCACAGCAAACCGCUCAACGCACGUGCGAGCAACGUGCAACUUUAACACUGAACAACUUCAAUAUAAAGAUUACUUUAGGGCCAAGUUGAGUGAAAUCGAUGUCCUGCGCCUGAGUUUUGACGAAUGCAAAAAAGUCGAAUUCAUUAGCAUCCGAGGAUAUAACUGCACUGGCUGCACGGCUUUCUUCUUCCAAAAGGACGGUUAUCAUGCGCAUAGUGAUUCGUAUUGGGCGCCAGCGGUAAAGUGUCAGUUUACUAGCGCAUCUGCAGAUGCAGUUAAGUCCCCGGGAGGCGAAGAUGACUUCGGGUGUUAUCAAACAGUCAAUCCAGUUCACAGAUGUGUAUCGAGUGAUGAUUCGACCACUCAGUGGUGGUUUGGAGUCCAUCACUAG
This is a messenger RNA of Porites evermanni, 750 nucleotides long. The record is from the annotation of a GenBank genome assembly. NCBI's taxonomy places the organism in Eukaryota, Metazoa, Cnidaria, Anthozoa, Scleractinia, Poritidae.